GUUCGGAGUAAAAAGGUUACUACUAGAGAAGCGUCCCUAGUGGAAAUUAUUUCUUUCUCUUUUCUCGCAAAACAUUACAAAAAUGCUUCCUCAAAAAUCUCAAGGCGCUUUUAAAUUCGUUAUUAAAUCAAAACUAACGGCUGAACAAGUUUCGAGCAACAGUGAAAAAAAUGCCGUUCCAGCACCACAGCCACCUAAAGAACUACAACUACAACAACAACCAGCAGCAGCAGCAGCAACUGAACCACCCAAGCAACAACAGCAUCCACAACAACCAGGUGAUGCAUCAUCCAAACAACCAGCACUCGAAACAAAAGCUGAAUCCGAUGAAUUUGAAAAAAAACGGAAACGAAACGAUAAAGAUGUUCUUCCUAUAGCUUCUAAAAAGAUGCAUAGUCAACUCCAGCGUUGGAAUCAAAAACAUGCUGAAUUGAAAGUUCAAGAAGCACAAGCGAAUAAUGAUAAUGAUGGAGACGCCCCUGGCGACGGAUCAACUGAAUCAUCAUUACUCGACUUUGCCGAUUUGACCAUGAUGGCCUGUUUAUUGUGUCAACGCAAGUUCAAAACAAGCCAAGAUAUACAGCGACAUCAAGAGAUAUCGCAGUUACACAAAAAAAACCUUCAAGAUCCGAUCUGUGUGGAGAAAGCAAAGUUGAAGAUGCGCGACGUGGAAACAGAAGCCGAGCGACAAGCUGAACAAAAUUAUCGAAACCGAGCGGCCGAACGAAGACAGGCUUAUGGACAGCCAGAGAAACCAGUGAUACCAUCCAAUGGGUUCCAGCACAAACGUGCUCCAAGAUCGUUGCAACAACGACACGUAGACAAAACAACAACAACAACAACAACACCAUCGGCUUCAAUAGAGAAAGCUAUCACAGACGACAAUGUGGGUGCACGCAUGCUUCAACAAAUGGGCUGGCGACGCGGUGAAGGUCUCGGCAAAGAUGCAGCUGGUAUUGUGAAUCCAAUAGCUGCAGAGCAGUAUGCCCAAGGCGCUGGCCUGGGCUCUGCUCAUGCUAAACGAAGCACCAUCGCCACCACCGCCAACAACGGUUCAGACAACUAUAAGGAUCGAGUCAAAGAAAUGGCACGGCGACGGUAUGAAGAAGAACAGGCAUAAAGGGAGGAGAGGAGCUCCUCACUCUCUUUUUUUUUUUGCACGUAUUACCCGAGAGAACCUUACUUCUACGGUCUUCUUUACCAAAUCCAAAUAAAAACAAGACGCUACUUUAUAACAAUUCUCUCUAUUCAAUGAUGCUGCUGCACGGGAUAAAAGGGAAAAAGUGGCGGGUUGAGGAGGAAGGGGACAAUAAAGCUUUGGGUAAUAGUUCUGGUUUAGGCGUACGAAACAAGAGUUUAUUUGACUUUGAAAAAA
Messenger RNA from Zychaea mexicana, 1375 nucleotides. RefSeq lists its product as uncharacterized. The coding region runs from base 83 to 1120 and encodes 345 amino acids. NCBI's taxonomy places the organism in Eukaryota, Fungi, Mucoromycota, Mucoromycetes, Mucorales, Lichtheimiaceae. Gene Ontology annotation, molecular function: RNA binding. Gene Ontology annotation, biological process: mRNA splicing, via spliceosome. Gene Ontology annotation, cellular component: nucleus. The record is from RefSeq and is a predicted model, not a curated record. The transcript has 6 exons.